GGUUUUAGUUUCCCAUUUUCAUUUCAACUCAAAAAAAAAAAAAAAAAAAGAAUUGCGUUGAGGGUGGUGCGUCGUUUUGGUUAAAAAUCAACAACCAGAAUUGUUUAUCUGGGGUUUAAAUUGUAGAAUAUAAAAUCAAUGGAUGAGAUUGGGAUAGACCCAUGUGCUGCAAAUCCUGGACCCAUGGAUCCUUCAGUACUGUAUGAUCAAGAAAAGCAUGUAUCUUCAGCUGUUUGGGAUGGCCAGGAGCGUGGUGCACUUAGAUGUCAUGAGCAUACAUCGAAGUUGGGUGAGUGGCGGCUCACCCCAAAACAGAUCGAGUUGGUUGAGAAAGCAGGAUUUGGGUACUUGAGGAAGAUACCUGCCAUUAGUUUAGAUAAUCCGCUUAUUUCAGCUUUAGUUGAGAGGUGGAGGAGAGAGACGAAUACAUUUCAUUUCACUGUUGGAGAAAUGACUGUGACUCUACAAGAUGUUGCCUUCUUGCUGGGGUUGGCAAUCGAUGGGAAGCCUGUGAUUGGAAUAACGUAUACCACUUGUGGCACGGUGUGUGAAAAGUACCUAGGGAAAGUGCCAGAUUCUACCUAUGCGAGUGGUGGGAUGGUAAAGCUAAGUUGGUUGAAAGAGUUCUUUUCUCAGUGCCCUGAAGAUGCAUCGAUUGAAGAGAUCGAGUACCACACACGUGCUUACCUUUUAUAUCUUGUGGGAAGCACUAUUUUUUCAACUACUACAGGGAAUAAGGUCCCUGUCAUGUACCUUCCUUUGUUUGAGAAUUUUGAAGAAGCUGGGAGGUAUGCAUGGGGUGCAGCAGCAUUAGCAUUCUUGUAUAGGGCACUUGGGAAUGCCUCAGUUAAAUCUCAAAGCACCAUUUGUGGAUGUUUAACACUACUUCAGUGCUGGAGUUACUAUCAUCUAAAUAUCGGUCGACCAAAGCUCAACAGGGACCCUAUCCACGACCAUUUCCCUUUUGUACUUGGGUGGAAGGGAAAACAGAGUGGUCCAACGACUAACCGUGAUGUAGUUUUCUACCGUAAGGCACUAGACUCCCUAGAACCAUGUGAUGUAGAGUGGCUUCCUUACAAAUACAUGGAUAGUACAGUAAUCCCAGUGGAAAUUAGAAGUACUUUGGCAUUGGGGAGGUCUAAAACAAUGUUAAUCUGCUUUGACAAGGCAGAAAGGCACCUCCCUAAUCGUGUCCUAAGGCAAUAUGGUAUGCUUCAAUCGAUCCCUGAAGAUGUAGCACAGUGGGUAAGAAAGAGUCGUGGAGUUGACGGCGGGGUGGACUUGUCGGGGAAAAUGGAAUCAGAACUUAGUGAAUGGGAAGAUCGUGCACUCCAUAUUGUGGAAGGUGAUGAUGAUGCAGAUGAAAACGAGUACAUGGUGUGGUACAUGAGAAUUACUCGUAAAGUUGUAGGGAGACCUAUUUCUCUCUCUUCAGAGUUUCAAAGAACAAUUGGUGGUGUGCGGGAAAUUUCUUACUUAGCCGACACUUUUCCUCUGAAAGGACUGCAGCCUGAGCAAUUUGAAUCAAUUUCCAGGAUUAGAGCUAUUGCACAAGAAUGCUUGCGAGAGCAAGUUGGAGGCCAGAUUGUAGUGUCACCUAUUGGGGAAACUGAACUUGGGAAAAGGAGUAGGGGGAAGGAGAGGGUAAGAAGAAAGGCUACUGGGAAACGGAAGCGUAGUAAUGAUCCCAUGGAAGGUCAUGGAGUUAGUGAGGACGAGUCUCAGUAUUGUGGCAUGGUUGUCGAGGUAGGUCACUUUCAUCUACAGCACGAAGAUAAUGAGGUUCAUCUUCUGCCACUUUGUACUACAGUUGUCGAGGUUGAAAAUGGACUGCUAUUGGAGGAACAUAAUAAAGUUGAUGACAUGCAACUUCGGGAUGCAGCUGAUGGGAUUGAUGCCUCACAGUUUUGUGACGAAAGUAAUGACGUUGACAACUCAAAUAUCCCUCACGCUAUUAGUGAAAUUGAUUUGAAAAAUAACGAAACAGCAGAAAAUGUUAUUCCGCAGUCGUCUGAUCUACCUAAUGUGACCAAUGAUACCAAUGGUUCAGAAAUUCACAACACAAACGAGAUCCCUGAUGACACACAAUUAUGUAAUGCGAGUGAUGACGUCAAUGACCCCCAAACUCAAGUGGCUACUGAUGUUAAUGAAUCGGAAACUCAUCAUGCAACUGAGAAUAUCGGUGAGUUGCAACCACUUUAUGUUUCCAUUCAUAGUGAUCAGCAAACGGUAAAAGCGGAAGCAGGGACUGUUCCGCAGUUGCCCCAUGAAAACACCGAGGAUCUUCCGCAGCCGGGUGAGACCAGUGUUGUUUAAUAAAGUCGAAGCAUUGUCGUGAUUUUCUGGAGGCUGCCAAAAGCAAACUGGUCCCUGGCCUUCUUUAAACGGCAAAAUUUAUUAUUCAAAGCACAAUAGGUCAAAGUGCCUAGUUUGUUCUAAUGACAUUCUGUGGCUUGUAGAAUUAGCUCUGAUUAAUAGA
Messenger RNA from Hibiscus syriacus, 2479 nucleotides. RefSeq names its product protein MAIN-LIKE 2-like. NCBI's taxonomy places the organism in Eukaryota, Viridiplantae, Streptophyta, Magnoliopsida, Malvales, Malvaceae. The record is from RefSeq and is a predicted model, not a curated record. Gene Ontology annotation, biological process: meristem development; meristem maintenance. The coding region runs from base 139 to 2316 and encodes 725 amino acids. The transcript has 7 exons.